Molecule: messenger RNA, 2268 nt
Organism: Schizosaccharomyces osmophilus
Lineage: Eukaryota; Fungi; Ascomycota; Schizosaccharomycetes; Schizosaccharomycetales; Schizosaccharomycetaceae
Product: membrane-tethered transcription factor
Exons: 1
Coding region: 1-2268 (755 amino acids)
Molecular function (GO): protein dimerization activity
Source: RefSeq, a predicted model, not a curated record
AUGACACCCAACGACUCAUUUCCGUAUUCCCAUGCCAGAACACAUUCAACUUCUCAACCUCUAAAACAAAGUUCGUCUACUCCAGGCGUCUUUCCAUAUCAUGCAGAGUCUCUUCCACCACAUCUGAUGAAUUUCAGUACAACCUCUUCGCAACAUCCUAUACAACACGUAGCGGCAAAUCGUUCAUUACACCCCGCAGAGUGGUCAAGUCCUUCACAAUUACUCGAUUCAAAUGGCUAUCUUUCUCCAAAGGCAGUAGUGAACUCUUCCACAGUUUCUAUCGGUUCUCCUCCUCCUGGUCGCAUCUAUGCUCCUCCGUCUAUGGACCAAACCCAACGUCCUGCAGAAAAAAGACAAGUUAUAGAACCGAUCAACAAUACCGUACCGCUGGUAUCUGCUCCCCCUAAUCCUCCUAUCUCUGACUCUCAAAGUAGUGCUACCUAUGCACCUCCGUUUACUCCUUUUAAGAGUCGUUCCAUAAAUUAUGGUCCCCCUUCCGCGGGACUACCAGAACAGUAUUCUGUGACGCCGAGUACAGAUACUUUCACAAACUCACCUCAACUAUCCCACAGCUAUCAUAACUCCCACCCUGGACCGUAUUAUACUCAACAUAACAAUGCUACGCAAAAUUCAGCAUCUGGAAACUUUAACUUUGAAGAAUCAGAUGCCGCUUUUUCUUCUCAAACUUCCAUGAACAUGGGUCUGGGAGAUUUUUCUUCGACUUCACGAAUGAUCAAUACCCCAGAAACAGCUGGGCAACAGGAUUACGUAGACAUUUACUCUUCACCAUCCGUAUUCAGUCCUGAUCAUCGGUUUGUCGACGAUGUACCCAAAGGGAACUUAUAUAUGUCGUCUCGUCAAAGUACUUCUACUUCACAGAGUGAACAGCCAUCUGUCCUGCAUGUGUCCCCUUCGCACGUGUGUAAUGGCGAUGAAUACAAGGCGUCUUCUUUGUCGGAUGCCUUUGACUCAAACAACAUAUACAAAGAUGGUGACAAAUUUCUUCCGUCUCCCACUUUAGGAAAAGUGAAAGAAGAAGAUUACAUAAAUGAUUUUGACACUUCAAACUUAAAUAGAAAUGAAUCUUCUUCGAAUUCAGAUGCACCUAUCCAAGAAAAAAGCCAAGAUCUUGGAAACGCACGCUCUUCUCCGUUGAAGUUCAGCGUAGAACAAAUUAGAAACGAAGGUGUGUCACCUACACAAUCCCGUUAUAGAGUGUUCGGUCAAUCAAAUAAAAAGAAUUCUCACAAUGUGGUAGAGAAAAAAUACAGGUCUAACCUUAAUGAUAAAAUUACAGAACUACGAAAUGCAAUUCCGUCGCUACAGAGCAUGUGUUCUAAGAUUGGAUCAAAGUCUGACGAUGGUAAAAAUGUUAGCUUUAAUAUGUCUAUCAGAAAACUUAACAAAGCUACUGUUCUUUCGAAAGCUACCGAAUAUAUUCGACAUCUGCGUUCUGAGAAUAAAAGGUUGGUGGAGGAAAAUCAACACCUUCAAAGUCGUCUGUCUGAAUAUAUGAUGGCUGUCCAACAGUCGCUUUCUGCUCCUUCUCAGUCACUUCCUUUGCAUAAUUCAAACAAGUACUCUCAACAGAGUACAAUGAAUUCUGUUAACUCCAACGGACAACCGAUUUCAGCUACCAAUAAUCAAUCAUUACCUCAAUAUGCGUAUGCGCCAGCACCAUCCAACACUCUCAACGUUUCGCUGGCUGGCAACACUGCACAGCGUGAUACUUAUGGAUUGGUUGACAACAAUGCAUAUGUUCUUCAUAGGGACGGUAUGAAUACUGUGCCCGAAACCGGCAUUCCAUCUCAUGAUUUGAGGCGGGUGCAGUCACAAAAUCUAAAUGAGUCUCAUAGUAAUGGUACUUUUCGCUCGGUUGGUAGAAACAUGUUAGGCGGCUUAGCUGGCUUAGAAACAAUGCAUUUGAUGGUAAAUCCCGAACAUAGCGGUAACCCAAAUUCUUUCUCUUUAUUUACGGUACCCAUUCUCCCUUCAAUUUUUAUGACAUUUAGGAUUUUCUUAAUAGCUUCGGCAUGCAUAUGCUUCGUUUUGCACUACGUAUAUAAUUCCAAAGUGAGUUCUGGCAAACGAUUGUCUAUUGUGUACAGGCAUCUAAGAAUGGAAAUUCUAUUUUUGAGCUUCCUGUUUUUCUCUGCCUCCGUUCGCGACUGGUGCAGAUAUUACAGAAUGCGAAAAGAUAUGUUUGAAAGCUUGGAUAUGGGGUCUGGAGUUCUUCAAAAAUCGCAUGUUGGGGACUUUAGCGUUUGA